AUUUGAGAGGCGGAGAAGUAAUUGUGCACGUAAAACCGUAAGAUUUUAAUUCUGAAGAAUGAUUUUUUUAUUAGCGGAAUCUUUGAUGUCUUGCGAUCUUUGAUGAUAACAAGCGGUUACCAACUAUCAUGCGCUUCAGAAUUUUAUUUUCACAGAUCGUCCAACGACCGCGUUUAAGAAGCACCGACCGGAAUUGUUGGCUCAUUAGAAGACGACAAACAAAGUCACGGUUAAAAUUUCUGGCAAAGUUUUAAAAAAGAAAAAAAGUGUUUGAUUUUACAGCUCGACCAUGUCGCAUCCAAUCAAGAGUGCACUAUUAUUUUUCAGCAUCUUGAUGCUUGUGACCCACCAUCCGGUUAACGGAUUGAAAGAGAACGAAGAAGUCACGGACGAUUUCGACACGGGAACGGCCGACUUUUGGCAGUGGAUUCCUGGAGCCGCUGAAGAGAAUUCGACCACAAUUUGGCACUUGUCGAAGCACGGGGAUCCGCCGCCAUUCGGAAUCGACGCAGUGCGACCGCCGAUGGAAGACAACGGUGGUGGUUACCUGGAAAUUGUGCCGUUUUCUGACUCGCCGGCGCAAAUUCUUUCCAAUGUUUUCGACCUGCUGCCCUACGCCACUGUCGAGAUGACAUACUGGAAUGUCGUUCCAAUCCCUGUACAGGGACGAAACACGGUCCUUAUUCUUUACCUUGAAUUUCAAAAUGUUACCCUGAACGACGAAACCGACAUCGAGCCACCACUGAGGACGGUCAUGGUUUUCAAGGCACCUGCUCCUAAUGAUCCAUCGCCAGGUUGGACUACUGUUACCGUAGACCUUCCCAUCACCGAACCUUGUCAAGUUCAGCUCCGCAUUGAUGGCACGAGAACAGAUUUUCCCACCACUGGAUUGGCUGUUAGCAAGAUUACCGUCAAGAACGGUGUGGACGUAAGCACGACGACGUCCACGACCAUGUCAUCGACAACUACUCGAGCGCAAAGCCCUUCGACAGAGUCAGUUACAACUCCGACAAGAUAUGCAGUCGACAAAUCGACCUCAACAACGUCAACGACGACUUCCACAACAUCAACGACGACUCCGACUCCGACAACUCCGACGUCAACCAGUGCUCCGCCUGGUGCUACUCCCCCCACUUCUACGACGUUAGAUUCUACCACAGUUACUUCUGCUGCCAGCACGGAGGACAGUACAGUAAGCGACCUGACCACGGAAACUAUUCUUUCUGACUCUCCUUCUAGUAGCACAUCAACUAGCUCGUCUGACACAUCGUCGCCCAUUUCAACUGUCACUCCUUCAUUCAGUCAACCCCAAGUGACCCCUAGUUCCACUUUAUCCAGCGAUGCUUCCACUACAACUACGCCUGCCAGUACUAGCACUAUAUUUACGACUACUAGCACCAUAAGCCUAUCUAUCACUGCUACCACCAUAGGCCUACCUACCGCUACUAGUAGCACCUCCAAACCUACAACAACCAGCUCCACGACUACGAGCUCUGCUUUUUCCACCAGACCCACGACAUCCGCUAGUAUGUCAUCCACCGAUUCUACCGAUCCACCAACUUUAACUCCGCCGUCUGGCAUGACGACAAACCAAUUGCGGGAUGUUUUAAUUGGCGUCGGUGUUGCUAUUCUUCUCUUUUUCUUAUUUUGCUUGCUGUUCACUAUUUGCUAUCGACGCCACAGACGUCGCGCCUAUCUCAUCGAGAAUAGGCAAUUGGAAAAUGGAAUCAUUCGGUCACUGGAGAUAACGGAUCAAUUCCCUUAUACUAUUCACAAAAAUGAGUCCGAUAGCUCUUCGAUUUCAUCGACAACCGCCUCCGAUUGUCCUCUCGCUCCGAAACCUCCCGGUGAAACUUCUGUCAAAGAUUUGCUUCCGAAUUUCUUACGUUCUCUAAGUAGCACUUCCUCCAAAAUAACCAAAUUGACAUAACUGUUAUUUUAUUCACAAACUAUCUAUUACGUAUUUACUGUAUCACUUUCUAGUCUCCUGAUGUUUGUACAAAUAUAUUUACCGACAUUGCUGAAUCACA
Messenger RNA from Daphnia pulicaria, 2030 nucleotides. RefSeq lists its product as uncharacterized. The record is from RefSeq and is a predicted model, not a curated record. Bases 290 to 1930 code for a protein of 546 amino acids. NCBI's taxonomy places the organism in Eukaryota, Metazoa, Arthropoda, Branchiopoda, Diplostraca, Daphniidae. The transcript has 2 exons.